AGUUGGCAGAAUUGUUGGGUGAAAAUUAAGAAUAGAAUGACAUGACGGAUGUAAAAGGAACAGCUGAAUAAAAGGGUCCUUACCAAAUUAUAGAAAUAUAAAACUCAAAAAUCGGAUACUAAAGGCGAUAAGCUAGAUACAAAUUCAAUUGGCUUAAGACAAUCAGGAGUAUAUUACAUUAAUCCAAAAGUGAAAGUGGCCGUUUGUUGAAUGACUACAACUAAAAAUGACCAAAGUAGUGCAAACAUAAAAACAAGAAAUCAUUCACUAAUUGAUAAAGUGGCAAAGAUCCGAUUUUCAUUUUGUAACUAUGAAGGAUUGUUUAAAGUGUUGAUAUUUUAGUUAUGUACCUUAAAAUUGAUUGUGUGUAAUGAAUACCUGCUAAUAAUUACCGAAUUUGGAUCGAAAAAAAAAGAGAAAGAAAAUGUCAGCAAUGAAAAGUGGUGGUCUUACUAAAAAAGAAGGCAAAAUGCGAAUUCGAGCCUUCCCAAUGACUAUGGAUGAAAAAUAUGUGGAGAGUAUAUGGGCAUUAUUGAAAAAUGCAAUUCAAGAAAUCCAAAAGAAAAAUAAUUCAGGUUUAAGUUUUGAAGAACUUUAUAGAAAUGCCUAUACUAUGGUUUUACAUAAACAUGGGGAACGUUUAUAUACAGGUUUAAAAGAAGUUGUAACACAUCAUCUAGAAAUAAAGGUUAGAGAAGAUGUUUUGAAAUCCCUACACAAUAAUUUUUUAAUGACAUUAAAUCAAGCUUGGAAUGAUCAUCAAACAUCAAUGGUCAUGAUAAGAGAUAUCCUUAUGUAUAUGGAUAGAGUUUAUGUACAACAAAAUGAUGUUGAUAAUGUAUAUAAUCUUGGACUUAUUAUAUUUAGGGACCAGGUGGUGCGGUAUGGUUGUAUUAGAGAUCAUUUGCGAGAAACUUUACUUGAUAUGGUAAUGAGAGAACGUAGGGGAGAGAAAGUCGAUAGAAUUUCUAUUAAAAACGCUUGUCAAAUGUUGAUGGUUCUGGGUAUUAAUUCUCGCUCUGUCUAUGAAGAAGAUUUCGAACGACCGUUUUUACAACAAUCUGCAGAGUUUUAUAAGGUGGAGAGUCAACGAUUUUUAGCAGAAAAUAGUGCUUCAGUGUAUAUAAAAAAGGUCGAAGCAAGAAUUAAUGAGGAAUCUGACCGUGCUAAACACUAUUUAGAUGAAUCAACAGAAUCUCGAAUCGUCGAAGUAGUAGAGGAAGAAUUAAUAAAAAAGCAUAUGAAGACAAUUGUGGAGAUGGAGAAUUCUGGUGUGGUGCAUAUGCUGAAACAUCAAAAAACCGACGACUUAGCUUGUAUGUACAAACUUUUUGGACGUGUUACUGAUGGUCUUAAAACUAUGUCAGAUUGUGUGAGUCUGUACCUUCGGGAACAAGGUAAAGCACUUGUUCAAGAAGAAGAGCAUCAACCAGCUACCAACGCCAUCACAUUUGUGCAAUCUCUCUUGGAUCUCAAAGAUGGUUUCGAUCAUUUCCUAAAGAAUUCCUUCAAUAACGAUAAAAUAUUUAAACAAAUGAUUGCGUCGGAUUUCGAACAUUUUCUAAAUUUAAAUCCAAAAUCACCGGAAUAUUUAUCUUUAUUCAUCGAUGAUAAGCUCAAAAAAGGUGUUAAAGGGAUGUCAGAACAAGAUAUAGAACUCGUUUUAGAUAAGUCGAUGGUUCUAUUUAGGUUUCUUCAAGAAAAAGAUGUAUUUGAAAGGUAUUAUAAACAACAUCUUGCCAAACGGCUGUUACUCAAUAAAUCUGUCAGUGAUGAUUGGGAAAAGAACAUGAUCUCCAAGUUAAAGACGGAAUGCGGCUGCCAAUUCACAUCCAAGUUAGAAGGAAUGUUCAAAGACAUGACUGUUUCUAAUACAAUUAUGGAUGAAUUUAAAGAACACAUUACCAAAUCUGAGACUAAUUUAGGAGGCGUAGAUUUAUUUAUGCGAGUACUUACAACCGGUUUUUGGCCAACCCAGAGUGCUACUCCAAAAUGUCACAUACCAGCUGUUCCUCUUGCCGCGUUUGAAUGUUUUCGGCGGUUUUACUUAGCCAAACAUAGUGGACGCCAAUUGACGUUGCAGCCCCAACUUGGUAAUGCCGAUCUGAAUGCCGUCUUUUAUGGACCUAAGAAAGAUGAUAGUGAUAAAGAUGGGGCGUGUUCUUCCUCAACCACAAUAGUUUCAACAAGAUCGGGUCCCCGUAAGCACAUUAUACAAGUUUCGACUUACCAGAUGGUAGUUUUGAUGUUGUUUAAUAAUCACGACAAACUUACGUAUGAAGAGAUUCUAAACGAAUCCGAUAUACCCGAACGAGAUCUUAUUAGGGCGUUGCAAUCAUUAGCGAUGGGUAAGGCUACCCAAAGGAUUCUAAUUAAAAACCCGAAGACUAAAGAAAUAGAAUCCAGCCACGAAUUUUACGUUAACGAUUCGUUCACUUCAAAAUUGCAUAGAGUUAAAAUACAAACGGUAGCGGCAAAAGGAGAAAAUGAACCCGAAAGGCGAGAAACAAGGAAUAAGGUAGAUGAAGAUAGGAAGCAUGAAAUUGAAGCAGCUAUUGUACGAAUAAUGAAGUCUCGCAAAAGAAUGGCGCACAACAUCUUAGUUACAGAAGUAACCGAACAAUUGAAGAGUCGUUUUCUUCCCUCGCCCGUUAUAAUAAAGAAAAGGAUAGAAGGUUUAAUAGAGAGAGAAUAUUUGGCGCGCACGCCGGAGGACAGAAAAGUGUACACUUACGUGGCAUGAACUUUUUUAAAAAGGAUCAUUAUGAGACUGUGGAUAGUGGUCCAGUGAUCUUCUAUAGAUGAAUAUUUACAUAAACGUAAUUAAUAUUAAUUAAAUUAUUCCAACAGGUUCAUAUUUUUUUUGUCUAAUUACUGCGAAUUGUUGAAAAGAAAUAUAAACAUUUUAGAAAAACGAAAGACGACUUACGACCAUCAAUACGGUAACUUAGUUUACAACAAUAGUGUGAUAGAAUUAAUGACAAGAGAUUUGUGGAUUUUUAUUUUGCAAUAAAGAAAUGAUGCCGCACAAAUAAAUUGUGAUCGUUGGGAUUUCGAUUCUAGGAUCGGACGUACAAACUCAUAUUUUAUAAAGCGAAAUUUUAUUUAAAACUUAAAUCUCUAUAGUCUAUCUAGGUUUUAAAUCCCGACAAUCUUUUUAUAUCUAUCAUUUGAAGUUUUCUUACAUUUAUUCGUAAUUAAAUUGAUAAUUUGGUCACAAAGCAAUUUAAAACAAAAUAAAUAAAAUGUGUAUGAAACAAUAUAUUUUAAAUUUCACUAGAAUGUAUAUUGAUGUUCGCUAUUAAUUAAUAGAUUUACUUUAUAAAUUUGUGCUAUUGUGAAAAAUUUGAACUAAUUUAUCUCUUUAAGAUGUCUAGUUCUAUUUUUAAUCAUAAUCUCUAAAUACAUACCGCCCUAUGUUCUUGUGGCGCUUUUUUGUGAUCUCCGUAGAACCCGAAAUUUUUCUUCUUCCACUGAUAUUGUGAAUAUCCGUUUUCAUCCUUUUACAUUUUUCUACAACUUUAUAUUCCAGGUAUAACAGUCACCUUUUGGAAGGUCCCAUGAAAAUAACCAACCAAACGUCAUGUUUGACGGUGGUAAAAUAUUCAUUUACCGUACGAGCCGUUUUGGCACAAAUUUUUGCCGAAGAAUGAUUCAUUCCCACAUAGCUUUUAUGAAACAACCAUAAACACCAUAAAUAAACAACAAACUAGUUUCAAACUCUAAUAAAAUUUUUACAUAACAGGUGUGGAUUUAUUUAUUAGAUGUGUUGGCUCCAUUGAUUGUGCAUAUCUAGGUAUUAUUCUAUAAUCAUUCUCAAAAUGGUACACAUAACCACAUUUUGACAGUAUCUAAUUUUUUGCUUCUGUCUUUUUGAGGAACUGUGGUGUGCAGACAUUUAUAUAAUAUGUGUUAAAUUAUUUCCUAGAAUUAAGUCCUCGUAUUUAAUAUCAGCUGAUAUGGUGAUCACAUACAUCAGUCACCAAGUUUCUUACAAAUUUAUUGAUACGAAAUUGUCUGGCAACAUUCUAACUUAUACAGAAGGGCUUCCAACUUUUUGCCACUGAUAUGGCCUCUGGUGUCGCUUUAUCUUUCCUAACCUAAAAUCAAAUAAAAACUAGAAAUGAAAUGAACGUUUUUUAAAAUGAAAAUUAUUAUCCUUUGAAAAAAUCAACUACAUAGUGAAUUUUAUAUUGUUAUCUACAAACUGUCUGGUAAAGUUGUAUCAAUAAUGAAUAUAAUUAUUUGCUUUAUGAAGUUUGCAUAAAAAUACUGUUUUGGUAGAAAUUGUGUACGUUCAAUAAAAAUUUUGUCCUAUAAGACUGCUAUGUGACCUAAUCAUAUUUAAAUUUAUAUAUAUAUAUAUAUAUAUAUAUAUAUAUAUAUAUAUAUAUAUAUAUCAGCGUUUCACUUCCGAAACUUCCUAGGAGUGAAAAUGACACAUAUUUUUUUAGAUUUUUCAAGAUUCUGUAAAAAUAUUACAGGACGAUAGAUAUAUAAAUCAGGUCACUAGAUAUUUGCUUUAGAUCUUUUCAAUGACUCAAUAAUUGUGGCCUGUCAUAAUGUAUUCUAGACAAAAUUUCAUUACUAACACCUGUGCUACCCAAAUGGUUUAAUUCUCGAAAUAUUUCAAUCUUACAGAGAUAUAAGUUUAAAUUGUGAGAUUGAACAAAAAUUUUUUUCGGCUUUGGCUUCAUUUUCAAAUCCUCGGAAUGGAAAUUUUUUGUUUGUCAAAUUUUUGCCUCUUUUAGUAAUCAAUUCAAAUUUUAUUGAACUAUCGUCGUCAAUAGUUUGGCUUCAUUUUUCACAAAGUCCAGUCUGUCUUAUCUAAAAAUUAUCCACCUCAUGUCUUUUAUACCUAUAAACAUUCUCAAAUCUUUAUCCAGUGCUUUGUGAUCUUGAAUCAACCAAUCCUUGUUUUACUGUACCAAUUUCCUCAUUAAAUUUUUAUGUAUUCUUGGACAUUAAGCAGUACUUCAUACUUUUCUUAGCCUUUUUUUAGGUCUUCUUAAGAUCAGCUGGUAAAAAUGAGUGCCCACUGACUGGGAAGGUUGCAUUAUCAUGAUGGAACACUAAAACUUUCUGAUUUGACAAUUCUGGCCAUUUUUCUUCAUUGCUUCAUCCAGUUCCAUCAAUUGGUUUCCAAAGAAAUGGACAAUUUGUUGUGGUUAUUAUUUGUAUGAAAACAUUUUUUGUUGAUACUUUAUUUUUUUUGUAAAGAUGUCGAAAACAAGUUAUUAAGCAGUUUAUCACUUUAUAUAGCAAAAAUAUUUCAAGACACACUACAUUUUUUCAAUAUUUAACGUUAAUGAUAUAUCUGUAUGAUCACAGAAAAGUGUUGAGGCUUUUAUUAAUCUGAUAAAAAAACAAAUGUUAUCAAAAAAAAUUUUGGUAAUAUUUAUUUACUUGCUUCCGUCAAAUUUUCAACUACUUUCUAGAUUGAAAACAAAAAGUGAAACAAGGAAACUGUACUCACUGUUUUCUACCACUGCACUAAAAAUCAGUUACACUGUUAUCAUCCUGUAUGAUCUAAGGUGAACAAUCUCUGAAGAGGACGACAUGGUUAUCGAAACGUGCAUCAGGUAGCGUAAUUGAUGUGGUGGUAGUAAAUAAUGUGUUCAGUAUUAUUAUUACUAACAGUUGUAGAAGUCCCAACUUAGUGGUCAUUAAAAUUUCUGUGUACUGUGAAUAAUAACACCAACAACACAAUUUCUAAGAGUUGUAUUGGAAGUGAAUCAUGAUAAAUAUUUUUGGCAUCAUUCCUUGUAAUAAUGAUAUUUAAUAAAGUUACUUUUCGU
Diorhabda sublineata is the source of this 5798-nucleotide messenger RNA. RefSeq names its product cullin-3. Gene Ontology annotation, biological process: protein ubiquitination; ubiquitin-dependent protein catabolic process. The record is from RefSeq and is a predicted model, not a curated record. Bases 425 to 2743 code for a protein of 772 amino acids. Gene Ontology annotation, cellular component: Cul3-RING ubiquitin ligase complex. Lineage: Eukaryota; Metazoa; Arthropoda; Insecta; Coleoptera; Chrysomelidae. Gene Ontology annotation, molecular function: ubiquitin protein ligase binding. The transcript has 12 exons.